This is a messenger RNA of Letharia columbiana, 903 nucleotides long. RefSeq lists its product as uncharacterized. Bases 1 to 903 code for a protein of 300 amino acids. NCBI's taxonomy places the organism in Eukaryota, Fungi, Ascomycota, Lecanoromycetes, Lecanorales, Parmeliaceae. The record is from RefSeq and is a predicted model, not a curated record. The transcript is spliced from 3 exons.
AUGCGAUAUGCGAUAGUAGGGAGACAGGUGGCCAUGGCGAGUACUAUUUGUGUGGCCACUGCACCUGUACCUUUAUUCAACUACCACAAACACACUCCAUACUCUUACAUACUUCAUAAUGGCUCCCGCUGCUACUACCAGGUCCAAGAACGCGGCCAAACGAGUCACCCCCGCCUCCAAGGUCACCAAAAAAGACCUCCAAGGCGGCCAACAAGGCCCCUAAGGCCAAGAAGGCCACCAAAGCCAAAACACCUCCCCCGCGAAGAGAUCGUCGUACACGAAACGUCAUCGAGUACCAUUAGCCCGGACGAGAUCGAAGAAACGCCCCCAUCUACUGUCAAAGUAGAUCUUCAGGAAUUAAUAGCCCAGCUGUCCAAGGUCCAAGAGGAGCGAAAUCAUCGCCAUCGUCACGAGGGCCGGGUUUAUAAGUCACGCCGCCACCACCACCGCCACCAGCACCGCCAAAGCCAUCGUCAUCGUCACUCAAACACAUCGGAUUCGAACUCGUCCGACUCUGAGUCGGACUGGGAGGAAAGAAGAGGGGUCCCUUUUCGUCACGCAGAAGAUAAGAAGCCCUUUCUUAGUAUAGCUGAAACGUUCCGAAGUGUGGACGUCAAGUACUUCAAGCAAAUCUUCUUCGGGACCUUCAAGACCAAAAACUUCGCCAAACUGGCCCACAUGCACACUACCCCGGCCAAGGAGGAUAAGGACGUCAAUGGCCAUAACCACAUGGAAGAGGAAGAUCCAACUCAGCCCCCAAAGCAUGGACGCGACCGCGGUGUCAACCAAUACGGCGAAUCGCUAUCACCACCACCACCACCACCCCGCCAUAAUCAGAACAAGAUCAAAGCCUCGGAGGAGACCAGUCAAUCAUGGUCGAACAGCCGUGUCAACCUUCCUUGA